AAAAGGAAAAAUAAAAAGAAGGUGGCAGUACUCCACAGUUUCAAGUUCCAUAAUCUAAACAAAUCAAAUUGGUUAUUUGAUUCAUUCAUGUCUUUCUCUCACUCUCAAAUUGGGUAUUUGAUUCCAUUGAAUCCAAAUUCCGAAGAAAAAGAAAAAGCUUCAACUCCAAAAUUAACUAUCUCAGAUGGCACAAAUAUCAUUGGAAGAAACAACGUUCCCGUCAAUGACAAGAGGCUUAGCCGUAAACAUCUCACCAUAACCGCUUCCGCCGAUGGCACUGCAAAUUUGCAUGUGGAAGGGACGAAUCCAGUUGUUGUUAAUUCAGGGAAUAAGAGAAGGAAGCUUAACUCCAAACAAACAGCUGCCAUUUUCGAUGGAGAUGUUAUUGAGCUCAUUCCUGGUCACUAUCUUUUUAAAUAUCAAGUGUCGCAAAGAUCUCCAAAGGUUGCAGACAAUAAACAUCAUGAACGAGGAAAAAAUUCAGCGACACAAAGGCAUGAUAAAAUUGCUGUGACACAAAAGCAUGGAUCUUCUCGGUCAUGUGAAGAGCCUAUUCGUGAUUUCCGUGUAGCUGAUGAUCAAAUACCUUGCACCUUUCGACUUUUGCGUGUGCAAGGGUUACCGCCUUGGGCAAAUACUUCAUGUGUUUCAAUAAGUGAUGUUAUACAGGGGGAUAUUCUAGUUGCUGUCCUUUCAAACUACAUGGUAGACGUUGACUGGUUGGUUCCUGCAUGUCCAGCACUUUCAAAAGUUCCCCAUGUGCUUGUUCUUCAUGGAGAGAGUGAUGAGAGAGUGGCUUGCAUUAAGAGAAGCAAACCUAAAAAUUGGAUUCUGCACAAACCGCCACUGCCAAUUUCAUUCGGGACACACCACUCAAAGGCCAUGUUUCUUGUAUAUCCUCGAGGAGUAAGAGUCAUUAUACACACAGCAAACUUAAUUUAUGUAGAUUGGAACAAUAAAAGCCAAGGUCUAUGGAUGCAAGAUUUUCCAUGGAAAGAUCAAAAUAGUCCGAGCAAGGGAUCCAGAUUUGAAAAUGAUUUGGUUGAAUAUCUCAGUGCAUUGAAGUGGCCAGAAUUCUCUGUUAAUCUUCCAUCCCUUGGAAACUUCAGUAUAUGUCCAUCAUUUUUCAAGAAGUUCGAUUAUAGUGAUGCAAUGGUUAGAUUAAUUGCAUCUGUACCUGGAUAUCAUUCUGGUAAUGGUUUGAAAAAGUGGGGACAUAUGAAGCUUCGUUCUGUGCUCCAAGAGUGUACAUUUGAUAAGGAGUUUAAGAAAUCCCCCCUUGUUUAUCAGUUCUCCUCCCUUGGCUCUUUAGAUGAAAAAUGGAUGGUUGAACUGGCAUCAUCAAUGUCAGCAGGUCUCUCUGAAGAUAAAGUACCCCUUGGUAUGGGGGAGCCUCAAAUAAUAUGGCCUACUGUAGAAGAAGUCAGAUGCUCUAUUGAGGGCUAUGCUGCUGGAAGUGCAAUCCCAAGUCCCAUGAAAAAUGUAGAGAAAGCAUUUUUGAAAAAGUAUUGGGCAAAAUGGAAAGCAAACCAUACUGGCCGCACCCGUGCAAUGCCACAUAUAAAGACUUUUGCUCGUUACAAUAAUCAGAAUCUCGCUUGGUUCUGUUUAACUUCUUCAAAUCUGAGCAAAGCUGCCUGGGGAGCUCUUCAGAAGAAUAAUAGUCAGUUGAUGAUUCGUUCAUACGAGUUGGGAGUGCUCUUUCUACCGUCAUUAUUGAAACCAGGAUGUGGAUUUUCUUGUACCAGUAAUGUUAAACAAUCGAAGGAUAAAUCCCCAGCACAGGAAACAUCUAAAAUGAAGAAAACAAAACUAGUGACCCUGACUGCGCCGACAAGGGAUACUACACAUUCAUCAUCUGAAGUUAUCAUCCAGUUACCCGUGCCCUAUGAGCUCCCUCCAUUGCCAUACUCUUCCGAAGAUGUGCCCUGGUCUUGGGACCGACGAUAUUUUAAGAAAGAUGAUUAUGGUCAAGUUUGGCCUCGGAUGUAAGCAUUUCAAGAUUGGCAGCAUUGUUAGUGUAUAUAUGAGUUGGUCCCUUCUCCCCUAUCUAAUUCAAAUGUGGAAAACUUGAAGAACAUGACACAAUUGGUUUUGCAACGUAGAGAUCCCUUAUGCAAUUGUGCGUCCUGCAUUGCACUGAGGGUACCAAGUCUCUACCAAAGCAAUGCUCCUUUGUUUUUCUUUGCUUCAGGGAUCCAUUCCUUUUACCGGAUGUGUAUGUUUAAAUUGAGUGAUCACUCUGUCAAUGCUUUAGCACUGUGUAAGUAGUCUUAGUGCAUGUUUGGAAUCAUUGAGUUUGACGAAAUCACGGUGAUACCGUGAUUUUGUUGGAGAAUGGAUAUGGUAGAAGUAGUCUUGUGCUUCCUAGCUUUGGAAUUUGUCUGUGUUGAAGCUAUUAAGAGCGCUUUCUCCCUUUGCUAAACUCUUCAAACUGGUCACAAAACCCAAUUUUCACAAAUGUAUGAUUUAAUUUGAAACUCUCCAAUGAGAAAAUGACAAUAGCAUUGCCUUCUUUAUACUA
Molecule: messenger RNA, 2524 nt
Organism: Medicago truncatula (barrel medic)
Lineage: Eukaryota; Viridiplantae; Streptophyta; Magnoliopsida; Fabales; Fabaceae
Product: tyrosyl-DNA phosphodiesterase 1
Exons: 16
Coding region: 88-1992 (634 amino acids)
Biological process (GO): DNA repair
Cellular component (GO): nucleus
Molecular function (GO): 3'-tyrosyl-DNA phosphodiesterase activity; single-stranded DNA binding; double-stranded DNA binding
Source: RefSeq, a predicted model, not a curated record